AUGUGUGCCCACUUGGCUCUGCCCCCCUACCAGGCUUACCCCAGCGGGACUGGCAUGGGGUACGUGGAGUUCUACUGGAACUCGGCGGGGGAGGCAGGACAUGCCCCCACAUCCACUGGGCCAGCAGGAGCCACCAGUGCCAGUCAGUCUCCGGAGGUGGGAGGGAAGAGGCAGAUGACAGAAGUAUCCCCAGCAUCAUCCAGUUCUGGGAAUUUCAGCCAAUUCACACCAGAUUCGGCCACCAGUCCUCAUUCAGCAUCCUCAUCCCCACAGCCCAGGGCAGAGAAGUCUCAGAAGGGCAGAGAAUAUGGCAUGGAGGAGGUUAGGAAGGCCAAGAGCCGAACAGCUUUCUCCAAGGAGCAGCUGCAAACCCUGCACCAGCGGUUCCAGAGCCAGAAGUACCUCAGCCCACAGCAGAUCCGGGAGCUGGCUGCUGCCCUGGGGCUCACCUACAAGCAGGUGAAGACCUGGUUCCAAAACCGGAGGAUGAAGCUGAAGAGGUGCCAGAAGCAUAGCCUGUGGAUGGAACGGGCUCAGUGCCUCACACAGAGUGGCUUCCAGCCAAGUACUUACCUGGAUGUGCACCCCAAAUUCCACCAGGGCUACCCAAUCGCCGCAGCCAGCAACAUCCAAGCCAUGCCUCCCCCUCGUCAGCAGUAUGGAACAGGGCAGAACACCUACACCAUCGUGACCAGCGAGGAUGGAGGAGUCUUUGGCAAAGGUGGGGGCACCUGCAGCGUUCAGCAGACAGUGGGCUUCAUUGCCCAGCACAAAGUAGACUUUUACCACAGCUACCCUGGCAGUGUGGAAUAUCCGGGCACAAAGACAAAUGACAGCUGUAACUUUCACCACUCGGCCACCAUGGGGGCUCCUUUCCCAACCACCGCUGGCCAUCAUCUCUAUCAUUCCUAA
This is a messenger RNA of Calidris pugnax (ruff), 912 nucleotides long. Its product is annotated as homeobox protein NANOG-like. Gene Ontology annotation, biological process: regulation of transcription by RNA polymerase II. NCBI's taxonomy places the organism in Eukaryota, Metazoa, Chordata, Aves, Charadriiformes, Scolopacidae. Bases 1 to 912 code for a protein of 303 amino acids. The record is from RefSeq and is a predicted model, not a curated record. The transcript has 4 exons. Gene Ontology annotation, molecular function: DNA-binding transcription factor activity, RNA polymerase II-specific; RNA polymerase II cis-regulatory region sequence-specific DNA binding.